Messenger RNA from Cylicocyclus nassatus, 396 nucleotides. The record is from the annotation of a GenBank genome assembly. Lineage: Eukaryota; Metazoa; Nematoda; Chromadorea; Rhabditida; Strongylidae.
AUCAGAGCUACAGUACUCAAAACAAGCAAAAGAGUCGUAUAGCGUUCCGGAAAUCAAUCAAACAUGAGCAUGCUCCCUGUAAAUACGCUUUUUUUUCAGAUGAAAGCAACAGGAAUAAUUUGGAAUAUCAUGCUGGCCCUUAUGACUGUGUUCAUCUUUACUGAAGCUUUACAACUUAAACCUCUAUUUCCACUGGGAUCACCUGGACAAAAGAGGACCACUCGAUCUCCCGCAGAUAUAAUAGGAGAAGCCCUCAAGAGAUACUACUAUUUGCUUGAUCGAGGACUAUUAAAGCAAGCAGAGCCACGGAAGAAAUGAAAGAUGCAUUGCGAUAGCACCAGCACCUUCACCAAGUCUUGCAAUUUCUUCGCUGCUGUGCAUAAACUUUGACGUAGC